AUGAUAAACACGGUUCGCCGAGAUAGCGCCUUUGUUGUAAUUGGUGCAUUUUACAUCAUAAUUAUGGCAGUAUCCAUACCAGCAAAUAUUUUAAUUUUAUUAGCCAUGGGAUUAAAUAAAAAAUUACAGACACCGAUCAAUAUAUUAGUUGGUAAUCUGUCAGUGGCUGGUUUAGCCAUUGCUAUUUUGCGGAUGCCUUUUAAAAUCUAUGAAUUAUUUAAUCCAGAUGCAAGUUUUAUUUUACCAACAUCGUUUGCUAUGUGUCGUUUCCAACAGAUAUUGCCUGCUGCUAGUGUUUUAUGUAUAUCAAUUACGCUAACAACAAUUUGUGUUGAUCGUUAUCUUGCUAUUAUGUAUCCUAUGAAACAAUAUUUAAAAAUGACUCUUACGCGCGUGUAUAUCUUUUUACCAAUCAGCUGGGGAGUUUCAUUUGCUUGCUUUGGUCCAUAUGCAAGUAUUAUGACGUUGCAGACAAUUAAUGAUCGUGUCUACUGUUUUCCAAUCUAUCCUAAAUCACCAGCAGAUAUUAAUAUUACUAAUAGCGAUGGUGAUUUUGUACGAUUAAUCACGGCAUCUAAUAUUGUUUUAUGGGGCUUAUUUAUUCCAAUUGCCUUCUUGAUUCCAUCGAUUAUUAUGGCAACGUUAUAUUUCAUUAUUGUACGGCAUUUAUGGUACGGUGAGGCUCCUGGUGAUAAAGUUAAAACUGUUAUAGUCAAGGAAAGAGCUAUAAGACAAAAGCAAAAACAGCGCGUUGUUAAACUCUUAAUUAUAUGCUGCUUAAUCUUUAUUCUAACUAAUCUUCCAUAUUACGCGGUAUUCAUGUUACUCGACUUUGGAUUUCUCCAAAUCCCCAGAUCAGAUACAACAAUUGUGACCAAUUCAUUAAUUAUAAUCAAUUUAUCAGCUGUAGCCUAUAAUCCAAUUAUUUAUGGUUAUUUCAAUCGUAGCAUCAAGAAAGCUGUUGAUAAUUUGCUACGCCGCAUUCAGUGCAAACCGCCUAUUGAGGAGCAUAACUUUGUUGAUGUCACAUGUGUUACAAGAGUGCCAAAUGGCCAUGAUGGCACAUCAUACUUGAAAAGUGCUGCGUACCAUAUCAAAUCUACCAAUUAA
Trichoplax adhaerens is the source of this 1110-nucleotide messenger RNA. RefSeq lists its product as uncharacterized. The transcript has a single exon. The record is from RefSeq and is a predicted model, not a curated record. NCBI's taxonomy places the organism in Eukaryota, Metazoa, Placozoa, Uniplacotomia, Trichoplacea, Trichoplacidae. Gene Ontology annotation, molecular function: G protein-coupled receptor activity. Gene Ontology annotation, biological process: G protein-coupled receptor signaling pathway. Gene Ontology annotation, cellular component: membrane. The coding region runs from base 1 to 1110 and encodes 369 amino acids.